ACUUGAACUCCUUCGCUUGAGGUAGGCACUCCGUCCCCACCUGGAGGGAGCAAUCCACCGGUUUCCGGCAGAGAAACCGGUCACAUAAAUGACUAAACACUGGCACACUGCUCUGAAACACAUCAAUUCAGGUAGUAAUGAACCUUCUCAUCUCCUCAGCCUCCAGCAGCGGGACGCGUCUCCAUCGGGGUUAUGUAGAAGAGGCAGCACCUGAGGACACCCCACCUGAAACCACGCACAUCGUCUUUGUGGUGCAUGGUAUUGGCCAGAAGAUGGACCAGGGCCGCAUCAUCAGGAACACCAGCAUGAUGAGAGACGCUGCCAGAAAGAUGGAGGAGAAGCACUUCUCUGAUCGCACCACAGAGCAUGUAGAGUUCCUUCCUGUGGAGUGGAGGUCAAAACUGGCUCUGGAUGGAGACACGGUGGACUCCAUCACGCCAGACAAAGUGAGAGGUCUCAGAGACAUGCUAAACAGCAGCGCCAUGGACAUCAUGUACUACACCAGCCCUCUGUACAGAGAUGAGAUUACCAGGGGUUUGACUCUGGAGCUGAAUCGUCUGUACUCACUCUUCUGCUCGCGAAAUCCAGACUUUGAGAAAAAUGGGAAGGUGUCCAUAGUAUCACACUCUCUGGGCUGCGUCAUCACCUUUGAUAUUAUGACGGGCUGGGACCCCGUGCGCUUUCACCAUCCAGAAGCACCAGAUCCAGAGGAAACAAGGGUUCGCUGGCCGAGUGAUGAAGAGCGUCACCUUCAGGAGCAGCUGAGACUCACACGCCUCAGGUACUUCACAAGUUAUUCGUCUGGAACGGGUGAGGAAGUCGAUUCCACAUCUGUUUUGGCAUAAAAUGUACCUAUUGUUGCAGAAGAUUUCAGUGAUAUUGCCAAUCCUUGUCCACUUUUGUAUUGCAGAAGCAGAGUUAGUAUUUACUAGUACAUACACUUUUUCACAUAAACAGUGAGAACUUCAAUUCUUGUUUACAGUCGAUACAUUUUUGCAUUGCAAGAAAAAUAGGAUAGAUUAAAAGCAUGGAGAAGUUUGAUGAAUCUGUCUUGCCUUUCCUGCCAAAACAGAUCUACACUGACACUCCUCUCUAUAGAUGUUGCACAAAACAGCAUCCUGUUAUGAGAUGUUAUGGUUGUAUAAAAUUAUUUUACUGCAGAAUUAGUUUUUUUGGUUAAUAUUUGGAUACUCCCUAAAACUGAAAAUAGUGGAAAUGUAGGCUUCUCCAAAAGGGGCAGGGUCUGCCUUAUCACAUGUAUCUCUGGAAAUAAUAAUCAGAAUGUCACCAAUAUUUAAUACUUUUGUCGAUCUUUGAAAUUUACACAGAUGAAUUAUA
Anarrhichthys ocellatus (wolf-eel) is the source of this 1338-nucleotide messenger RNA. RefSeq names its product phospholipase DDHD1-like. Gene Ontology annotation, molecular function: glycerophospholipase activity. NCBI's taxonomy places the organism in Eukaryota, Metazoa, Chordata, Actinopteri, Perciformes, Anarhichadidae. Gene Ontology annotation, cellular component: cytoplasm. The transcript is spliced from 4 exons. Bases 138 to 845 code for a protein of 235 amino acids. The record is from RefSeq and is a predicted model, not a curated record.